Messenger RNA from Podospora pseudopauciseta, 1492 nucleotides. RefSeq lists its product as uncharacterized. The transcript is spliced from 2 exons. Gene Ontology annotation, cellular component: mitochondrion. NCBI's taxonomy places the organism in Eukaryota, Fungi, Ascomycota, Sordariomycetes, Sordariales, Podosporaceae. The record is from RefSeq and is a predicted model, not a curated record. The coding region runs from base 316 to 1227 and encodes 303 amino acids. Gene Ontology annotation, biological process: mitochondrial fission.
CGCAGGCACAUGCUUGAAGCUGUCGUGCCGAUGACGAGAAAGACCGGAAGCUCCAUUCUGAACAACUCAACUCCACGCUUUUUCAGCUGUGCAAUCUCGGUGAUAUUCACAGUCGCAUCCACUCUGCUUGAUUCAGCUACUUUCAGCCACUUGUUUUUCUCUCUCCCUUGCUUGUGAUCCAUAUCUUGCGCAAGGUUUAAAACCGGUGCAACCCCUCCAUCCCACUUGUCGCAAGUUCUUGCUUGCUCCCUUUCUCUAAGAAAUUCUUCCUUAACCAUCAUCACCUCCAACAACCAGACAAAACAAAACACCGCAAUGGUUUGGCCCUUCAGCUCCUCAUCCACCCCCUCCAAACCUGACCAACAAACCGUCCACAAUGCUACCGCUGAAACCGUAAAGAAAGUCGCCAACACAACCAAAGACCUUGACCCUAGCACUAAGCUCCCCGAGCCGAAGAAACUCCCCGCUGAGCUCCAAAAAAUCGUCGACAAGGCCGACAAAGAUGAAAACUUCUUUGACGAGCUUUACGAGGGAUAUGUCCCCCCAUCAACCGACUCCAACGUCCGCUACGCAGCCUACGCCUCCCGCUUCCGCACCAUCCUCCUCUCCGCCCACCGCUACGUAGCCUACACCUCCGACAUAGGCGAGUCCUUCCGCCCCGUCGCCCAUCCCAACUGGGUCCGCGCAGCAUACGGCAUCUCCUGGGCAUAUAUCCUUGGAGACGUCUCCUACGAGGGCUACAAAGCCUACUGGCACAACCAACGCAUCCUCAACCCCGCCAUCGAGCUGUCCUCUCACCAGAAGAAAUUACUUGGUGUCGAGGCGACGCAUGAUAGCACCUCGCCAGCGAAGCUCACGCCAGGUGUUGUCCCGCCGUUGGAGGACUACAGAACUGUCAUGCUGCAACGGGGUAUCUUCCAGAGCUUGGCGAGUAUGGGGUUGCCGGCGUUUACGAUCCACUCCGUGGUGAGGUAUUCUGGCCGGGCGAUGAAGGAUGUCAAGAAUAAGACUGUCAGGACGUGGGGUCCGAUUGGGUUGGGUUUGGCUGUGGUGCCGUUCUUGCCGAGGAUCUUUGAUAAGCCGGUUGAGAAUGCGGUUGAGUGGGUGUUCCACAAGGGGUUUGAGGCUUAUGGGGGGGAGAAGAUGGUGGGGGAUGCGCCGUUGAUUGGGAGGGAGAGGCAGUUGAGUGAGAAGCCGCUGUCGAGUGGGAAGGAGAAGAGGGAGUAAUGAAGGAAAAGAAAAGGGAGUGUGGUGAUAUUUGGUGUGAUAACCUGUCUACUCUUUUUGUGUUUGUACAUAUUGGAAUCUCCACUCGGUGGGGAUACGAGAGGAUGGUGGGAAGAUCGGACUGGGUUGGAAUUUACCGAUAUGGGUGGUUAUUUUUUGAUAGCGUUUCUCACCACCCACUACUUGGCAACGAAAUGAGACGCCCAGGAAGCCUGGUUAACAUAAAGAGAAAUGACAACAAACAGUGGUAUAUCAACUGGGCCCC